CAAAACUUUCAAAUAGCGUGUAAUAUCAGGCUCACCCUGUGGAAGGUCGGUCCAUAAGGCGGGUCAGACUAAACUAUAAUAGCGGACCAACUUUCAUCGGAAACUGUUUACGCCACACGAAAACAAAGCAAAAUGGAGUCAUAAUUUCUUGUUUUUGUAUAAAAUUGGAUGCAUUUUUGCUGAAGAAAUUGAAGAGAAAGAAGGAGAGGGGAAGAAAAAAAAUGGCUAGUAGCUGUAGUUGUACAUGUUCUAAUUAUAGACCUAUAAUUUCUGCAAAAAAAUCAGAUGUUGUUAAUCGUUUUUUAUCACAAUUGAUGAUCUAUGGAGAUCGUAGAGUAAAGAAAAUACCCAGAAUUUGUGUUGUAAGAGCAUCAGCAGUUGAUAGUUCAUCUCACUUUGUUGAACGCAUCGAGAAGGCAUGGUUGAUUUCUAAGCAACCUAGGCCAAUUAUAUGCUCUACUUGUGACUCAAAUGGCCUUGUGGAUUGCAACUGGUGUGGCGGUACUGGUUUCUUUAUACUAGGCGACAAUAUGCUCUGUCAAGUGCCCUCUCGCAACACUAGCUGUGUCAUCUGCACUGGAAAGGGUUCUGUAUGCUGCACCGACUGUAAAGGAACAGGUCACCGUGCAAAGUGGUUGGGAGAGCCUCCUAUUCCCAAGCCUCCUGUUACCGAAGAGUAGCUUCUCCACUGAUUUCUUGAAAUUUUAAUCAAGUUCUUGAUCCUUGGACAGGAUCAAUGUUCAGAAUGCAUCUUGAUACUUGUAUUCAUUGUUGAAAAUAUAUUUCUUUCUAAGUUGUACAAUUUGUUACAUCAGUUUUCAUGAUAUACCAUUUGUGUAAAGCACAAUUCUUCCUCCCUUUUGGUUCUCUUUUGAGCCUGAUAGAAGCUUUUUGAAAAUGAUAAAUGAGAUUGUAUAGCAUUAAUUUUCGCGAAGUUCAGCAACAUAUGCAUCUUGCAUUAGAAGUUCAUGAUUUUACUGUA
Molecule: messenger RNA, 982 nt
Organism: Solanum tuberosum (potato)
Lineage: Eukaryota; Viridiplantae; Streptophyta; Magnoliopsida; Solanales; Solanaceae
Exons: 3
Coding region: 222-680 (152 amino acids)
Source: RefSeq, a predicted model, not a curated record